Cephus cinctus (wheat stem sawfly) is the source of this 11088-nucleotide messenger RNA. It is a transcript of the gene Nf1, whose product is annotated as neurofibromin. Gene Ontology annotation, biological process: regulation of GTPase activity. The coding region runs from base 307 to 8424 and encodes 2705 amino acids. The record is from RefSeq and is a predicted model, not a curated record. Lineage: Eukaryota; Metazoa; Arthropoda; Insecta; Hymenoptera; Cephidae. The transcript is spliced from 25 exons.
GAAUCCUCGAUCGUGAUAUGACGGGCUGUCAUUGAGGCACGCGCGUAAACGGGCGGCGAUGGGCACGCAAAAGCCGGGCGAAUGGGCCAACUCGCUAAUCGCGCGCUUCGAGGAUCAGUAGGACGAGUGGCAGUCAGAAAACUGCGGUUGGUUUAGCGCUUCUGAUGUCAAUGGAGAACCUUAUAACUACCAUGCCGUGGCGGUUCUCAAACUACGCAUCCUCGGAUCAACGAUGAGAAAAACAAGAAGUGCUUGAUACAGAUAUCGAGGUAUCGAUUCUCACUGGUGAUAUCCGGCCUUACGAAGAUGCUGCAACGAGUGAACGAGAUCCUAGGACCUAAUACUACUGGACAGCCCCGCACUUUGAAUGCAACUGAACAGGAUCGUCAGUGUUAUGAGUCCUUUGUUAUAGUUUUGGAUACCCUGGAACGGUGUCUCAGCAAUCAACCCAAAGACACCACGAAGUUUGAUGAGGCUAUGAAUGUUAAGCUGCUUCUUAGGGAAAUAUGCCAAUUUAUCGAUUACUCCAGCGAGAGCCCUCAAAGUGCCCACGUGAAGAAUCUUGGCAGUAAGGUCUUGUUUGCCCUCAGUCUCAACUUCUUCAAUGCUGUCUUCAAUAAGAUCUCUGCUAGACUUCAAGAGCUCUCUGUGUGCAAUGAUGAAAAUCCUGACUGCAUUGAUAUCGAACUCAUUCAGCAUAUCAAUGUCGAUGUUCACAGACUCACCAAACUCUUGAUUGUUGCCACAGAGUCCAUCCAAAAGUUCAAGCAUUUGAAAAAGCCUGCUCAUGUGCUUUUAAUGAACUCCUUGGAGAAGGCUAUUUGGAAUUGGAUGGAUACUUAUCCCCAUGAAUUCGCCGAUCUACAAACUACCGUGAACGAAGAGUUGGCUAAGGUCUGCGGAGAGCUCUUCGACAUCUUGGAUACAUUCACAGACAAUAAUAAUAAAAAGGGCAGGGCCACACUGGUCUGGCCAAUACAGAUCAUGCUGCUGGUUCUCUCUCCUAAAGUUCUAGAAGAGAUUGUGAACGCUGACUCGGGUGCACCGUGCUCGCCUAAGCACUCUAAGAAGAAGAUGUUUAUCGACAGUGUAAAACGUGGCCUAGGACACAGUGGAUCCAAUAAGCAGCUUGCUGAAGCUGCUGCUAUAAGCUGUGUCAAGUUUUGCAAAGCUUCUACCUACAUAAACAACCUUGAUUCAAACAACGUGGCGUUCACUCUGGUCCAGCACGUGAUAAACGACCUCACAGCCCUUUUAUUUAAUCCUUGCAAACCAUUCUCCCGAGGUCAGAACUACAUAGUUCAAGAUAUCGACCUAAUGAUCGAUUGUUUUGUCAGUUGCUUUCGUAUCAAACCACAUAACAACGAAGUACUUAAGGUCUGUUUGAACUUAAACUUUCCGGCAACCUAUCAGUUCGUCUUGGUCAGUUCAUUGUACAAAAUCAUCACUCAGCCGAGAUUACCAUGGUGGCCACAGAUAGAUCUCGUUUACUCGCGCAGUGCUGAGCUCAGGAACAUGUUUACCGACACGUUAAAUAAGGUCACCCAGACUUACAUAUCACACACGACCUUGCGUAUGAUUCAGAGUCUUACGCUCAAGGGUAAAGAGCAGAGUAAAUAUAGAGACCGUGGCGAAGAAAUUUCUAGCUAUAGAAAUCUUCUACUCUGGAUGGUCCGGUUGAUUCACGCUGACCCAAUGCUCAUGCUGAAUAAUCAAAGCAAUGCUGGACAUGAGAUCCAAAGUUCCACCCUGGAGCUAAUUAACGGUCUAGUAUCUCUAGUUCAUCAACCAACCAUGCCAGAUAUCGCACACGAGGCUAUGGAGGCUCUUCUUGUUCUUCAUCAUCCUGACAAAAUUAAAGUGUGGAAUCCAGAAGCUCCUAUCAAUACCUUCUGGGAUGUAAGCUCCCAGGUACUAUUCUCCAUAUCGCAGAAACUCAUUCAACAUCAGAUUGUCAACUACACAGACAUCCUUAAGUGGCUCCGGGAGAUACUCAUCUGCAGGAACGCCUUCCUCUCGCAAAAUAAAGAUUAUGCCAAUGUUGGUAGCGAAAUUGCUAUUUGCAAGCAGGCGCAUAUCAAGCUUGAGGUUGUUUUCUUCAUGUACUUAUGGAGUAUAGAUAUGGAGGCCGUUCUCGUAGCGAUGUCGUGUUUCGCAUUGUUAUGCGAAGAAGCAGAGAUCCGAUGUGGAAGCGAUGAAGUCGGUGUUACUUGUUUACUUCCCAACUAUCAUUUGUACGUGGAACUGGCCCAGGCCUCUACCGUCCUUACCACUGCCAGCGGAGAGAGUAGGAUAUAUUAUCAUGAACAUAAUCACGGACGAGCAGCUCUGCAGAAGAGAAUUAUGGGUCUACUUAGAAAAAUUGAGCAUUGCGUAAACGGGGUUCAACCGGCUUGGGAAGAGACGUUUAGAAAUUGGGACACGACAUCGCGACAGCUGUCUAAUUAUCCAAAGACAAAAACCGAAGAUGGUCAAAUAGAAUCGUUUCAUCGUAGCACCGGAAAGCGAAGAGCAUCCCAUCAGAAUUCUGAACACGAACUGGAAGAGCAGAUAAAUGAAUGGGCCAAUAUGACUGGUUUCCUGUGUGCACUAGGAGGCGUUUGUCUUCAUAGAAGAUCACCCAGUAGACCGGUCUCAGGAAUGCUAUCUAAUCCUGAAAUGAAGAAAGGCUCUGCAAAGCAAGACUCCCCAGCUUGCUUAGCUAAUCCAAGUCAGGAAGUUCAGUACUGUCCGGUGACUCAGUUUGUUUUUAAUUUAUUACGUCUUCUUAUUUGCAACAAUGAAAAAUUUGGUGCUCAAAUUCAAAAGCACGUGAAGGAGCUUGUUGGCCAUGAGAUGAGCCCCGCUCUUUAUCCUAUAUUAUUCGAUCAGAUCAAGAGCAUCGUCGAGAAAUUCUUUGAUCAGCAAGGUCAGGUUAUUGUCCUGGAUCUUAAUACGCAGUUUAUUGAACAUACAAUUUUCAUUAUGAAAAAUGUCCUCGAUUCAAAAACUGAUCAACCCUCUGAGUAUUUGGGUAUGACAAGUAUCGAAGGGAUGAUGUUGGCUAUUGUGAGAUAUGUAAGACAUCUGGAUAUGACUGUACAUGCUAUACAUAUUAAGACAAAGUUAUGUCAGCUGGUGGAAGCGAUGAUGAAGAGAAGGGAUGACCUGGCUUUUAGACAAGAAAUGAAAUUUAGGAAUAAGCUGGUUGAGUAUCUGACAGACUGGGUUAUGGGAACUACGCAUCAGAUUGCUCCACCUAGUGGUGGCGACGUGACCAUCAUCACCAGUUUGUAUUCCAGAGAUCUUGAUCAGGCCUGUAUGGAAGCCGUAGGAGCUCUUCUACGAGGAUUACCUCUACAACCUGAAGAAUCGGAUCGUGGUGAUCUUAUGGAAGCCAAGUCUCAAUUGUUCCUAAAGUAUUUUACAUUGUUUAUGAAUCUUCUGAAUGACUGUAAUGAUGCUGCCGAAGAGAAAGAAGUGGUCUCUAGACAGAGGGUCACCACUGGAAAACUUUCGACUCUGCGUAAUGCCACAAUUCAGGCUAUGAGUAAUCUUCUGAGUGCAAAUAUAGACAGCGGCUUGAUGCAUUCGAUUGAUCUUGGAUACAACCGUGAUCUUCAGACAAGAGCUGCCUUUAUGGAAGUCCUAACCAAAAUUCUUCAGCAAGGAACUGAAUUCGAUACUCUAGCUGAAACUGUACUAGCUGAUCGAUUCGAACAGUUGGUCCAGCUGGUGACAAUGAUAAGCGACAAGGGUGAAUUACCCAUUGCAAUGGCCUUGGCUAAUGUGGUUACUACAAAUCAAAUGGACGAACUGGCCCGAGUUUUUGUGACAUUAUUCGACGCGAAGCAUCUUCUCUCCCCACUUCUCUGGAACAUGUUCUACCGAGAAGUUGAAGUCUCGGAUUGCAUGCAGACACUCUUCAGAGGCAACAGUCUUGGUAGCAAGAUCAUGGCCUUUUGUUUUAAGAUAUACGGUGCCAGCUAUCUCCAGAGUCUCCUGGAUCCCCUUAUCAAACCCCUUCUCGAUGAUCCAGUUACUAGUUUCGAGGUGGACAGUGCCAGGAUUGAUGCCAACGAGGAUAUAGAACAAAAUGGACGUAAUCUUAUUGCUCUAACUCAAAAAGUCUUUGACUCUAUCGUCUCAUCCGCUGAUAGGUUCCCUCCGCAAUUGCGAUCUAUGUGCCAUUGUCUUUAUCAAGUUCUGAGUAAGAGAUUCCCACAGUGUCCACAAAACAAUAUCGGGGCUGUGGGAACCGUAAUAUUUCUUAGAUUCAUCAAUCCAGCUAUUGUCUCGCCGCAAGAGAUGGGUAUAGUCAGUAAGCAGGUACCACUCCAGGUGAAAAGGGGUCUCAUGCUCAUGUCUAAGAUCCUGCAGAAUAUAGCAAAUCAUGUAGAGUUCAGCAAGGAACAGCAUAUGCUGCCGUUUAAUGAUUUCCUAAGAGCCCACUUUGAGGUCGGCAGAAGAUUCUUCAUCCAAAUCGCAUCUGACUGUGAGACAGUGGAUCAGGCCAAUCAUCCUCUGUCCUUUGUGUCGGAUGCCAAUGUCCUGGCACUUCACAGAUUACUUUGGAAUCAUCAGGAAAGAAUUGGGGACUAUUUGAGUAGUAGUCGGGAUCAUAAGGCUGUUGGAAGAAGGCCUUUUGACAAAAUGGCUACUCUAUUGGCUUAUCUUGGUCCUCCCGAACACAAACCAGUCGAUUCUCAUUUACUCUUCUCAUCUUCAUAUGCUCGAUGGUCCAGCAUAGACAUGUCCUCGACAAACUUUGAAGAGAUUAUGGUGAAGCACAAUAUGCACGAGAAGGAGGAAUUUAAGAGUAUCAAGAGCCUAAAUAUUUUCUAUCAGGCAGGAACCAGUAAGCAAGGAUUUCCUGUUUUUUAUUAUAUUGCCAGACGAUACAAAAUUGGAGAAACAAAUGGCGACCUACUGAUAUAUCACGUAAUUCUCACUCUAAAACCUUUCUGUCAUUCACCUUUUGAACUGGUAGUUGACUUUACUCAUACCUGUUCAGACAAUCGCUUCAGAACAGAGUUCUUGCAGAAGUGGUUUUACGUUCUACCGGAAGUAGCUUACGAUAAUAUUCAUGCUGCUUACAUCUACAACUGUAAUAGUUGGGUGCGCGAGUACACGAAGUUCCAUGACAGAAUUUUAGCACCAUUGAAAGGAAACAGAAAGGUUAUCUUCAUAGAAGGUCCAGGUAGACUUAACGAUUUGAUCGACGUGGAGCAACAGAAGCUUCCUGGCGCUACGCUGUCUCUUGACGAGGAUCUUAAGGUCUUUACAAGCGCCCUUAAACUCUCUCACAAGGAUACCAAAGUGUCAGUUAAAGUGGGACCUACCGCGAUUCAAAUAACUUCAGCAGAGAAGUGCAAAGUGCUCUCGCAUUCGGUGCUCCUUAAUGACGUGUACUACGCGUCUGAAAUCGAAGAAGUGUGCUUGGUGGACGAUAAUCAAUUUACGCUUACUAUUUCUAACGAAGCUGGACCCUUGUCUUUCAUACACAACGACUGCGAUAGCAUCGUACAAGCUAUCAUACACAUUAGAAACCGUUGGGAGCUCUCGCAACCGGACUCGAUGUCGGUCCAUCCAAAGAUAAGGCCUAAAGAUGUACCUGGAACAUUAUUAAAUAUGGCUCUACUGAAUCUAGGUAGUUCAGAUCCAAAUCUGCGGACAGCGGCCUAUAAUCAACUGUGCGCAUUAACCGCAACCUUUGAUCUCAAGAUAGAGGAUCAACUCUUGGAGACUUCCGGUCUUUGCAUCCCCUCGAAUAACACCAUAUUCAUAAAGCACCUAAGUGAGACUUUGGCUGCUAACGAUCCCCAUUUGACACUAGAGUUUCUCGAAGAGUGUAUCCAGGGCUUUAGAUUAUCCACUAUUGAACUGAAGCACUUGUGUCUCGAGUAUAUGACACCUUGGCUGAAUAACCUAGUCCGUUUCUAUAAACCGAAUGACGAGGGUGGUAAGAGGCAAAAGCAAGUGUCUCAGAUUCUAGAGAAACUGAUUACAUUGACUAUCGAAGAGGUAGAGAUGUAUCCUAGUAUUCAAGCAAAAAUCUGGAGUACUAUAGGAAGACUUCCGGAUCUUAUUGAUACAGUCUUGGACAAUUUUAUACACAGAAGUGUAAGGUACGGCCUAGGUUCUCCUAUGGUGGAAAUAAUGGCGGAUACAGCAGUUGCUCUGGCCUCAGGAAACGUGCAGCUAGUUGCGAAAAAAGUUAUUGGAAGACUCUGUCGUGUGGUGGAUAAGACUUGCACGUCACCAACGCCACUACUCGAGCAGCAUAUGAUGUGGGACGACAUCGCAAUCCUAGCUAGGUACUUGCUGAUGCUGUCUUUCAAUAAUUGUCUUGACGUGGGGAAACACUUGCCCUAUCUCUUCCACAUGGUCACGUUCCUGGUCUGUUCCGGAAGUCUCAGUAUGAGAGCAUCGACUCACGGUUUAGUCAUCAAUAUUAUUCACUCUCUGUGUACCUGCAGCUCACCCUCCUUCUCAGAAGAUAGCAAAAGAGUUCUCAGGAUGAGCCUGGACGAGUUCUCUCUGCCUAAAUUUUAUUUGCUCUUUGGUAUCAGUAAAGUUAAGUCUGCUGCUGUCACAGCAUUCAGGUCCAGCUAUAGACACUCCAAUGAGAAAUGGUUUGGCAACGAGAGAAGCAUCUCUGGAAGUCAGGAUAGAGAGAGGCUGGCUUUGACGAGUUUGGAAGUAAUCACUGACGCGCUGUUGGAAAUUAUGGAAGCUUGUAUGAGGGAUAUACCAAAGUGCGAUUGGCUCAGGACGUGGACAUCCUUAGCUAAGAGUUUUGCCUUCUGUUUCAAUCCGGCACUACAACCUAGAGCUCUUAUUGUCUUUGGAUGCAUCAGUAAAAGCAUUACGGAUCAGGAUGUUAAACAGCUUUUAAGGAUAUUGGUGAAAGCUUUGGAGAGCUUCAAUGACAUUACACUCCUCGAAGCCAUAGUCAUGUGUCUCACGAGACUACAGCCACUUCUCAGACCGGAAUCUCCAAUACACCGGUAUCUCUUCUGGGUAGCAACUUCUGUUCUGCAAUUGGAUGAGGCUUCACUGUAUGCUUCCGGUCUAGCACUAUUAGAGCAGAAUUUGCAUACUUUAGACUCACAAGGCACUUUCGACGAUAAGACUUUGGAACAAGUCAUGAUGUCCACACGAGAGCCUCUGGAAUGGCACUUUAAACAACUGGAUCACGCUGUGGGAUUAUCAUUCAAAUCGAAUUUCCAUUUUGCUUUAGUUGGUCAUCUUUUAAAGGGAUAUCGCCAUCCUACACCAACAACUGUCACCAGGACAGCCAGAGUCCUUACAAUGCUUUUAGCCAUUGUUGCUAAGCCAUUGAGACGGGACAAGUUUGAGGUGACACCAGAAAGUGUUGCUUAUCUCGCUGCAUUAGUCUCAGUGUCUGAGGAAGUGAGAAGUAGGUGUCACAUAAGACACUCGUUAAGCAGAAACGUCACAGAAUCUGGAAGCACUGACUUCCUGGAUACUUUAGUAUCGCACAAUGCAGACAUUUCAGGCAACAUGACUAAUCCAGCAAACAGAAGACAAAAGUCUUGGGAUCUUCUGGACCAGUCAGCGAUCACCCAAGCCAGGCAGCAGAAGCAGCAUACACCGCACCAGACCGGCCGGAUUUUAUUUAAAACACAGCGAUCCUUCUCCGUGCCGACUACGAAAGAAGCCAAGCCGAAUGACGAUACAGAACCAAAGAAUCGUAGUGCCAGAGUGAGUGUCAGUAACGAGAACAAUGUCCUACUGGAUCCUGAAGUGCUGACAGACUUCUCUACGCAAACUCUUGUACUAACAGUCCUGGCCACGCUCGUCAAGUACUCUACUGAUGAAAAUGAAACACGAAUCCUUUAUCAGUAUCUGGCUGAAGCAUCUGUAGUAUUUCCAAAAGUUUUUCCUGUGAUUCACAAUUUACUUGAUGCAAAAAUAAAUAGUGUACUGUCUACCUGUCACGAUCAAGCUAUUCUCAGUGCUGUACAGGCUAUCAUUCAGAACAUGAUUGCUUGCGAGGAUACUAGUCAGCAACAACUACACUAUUUACAAAGUUGUGGGUUUGGUGGCCUAUGGAGAUUUGCAGGACCUUAUACAAAGUGUAAUCGCACUGCAGAGAGUGCAGAACUGUUUGUCAACUGUCUAGAGGCUAUGGUAGAGACAUGUUUACCAGUAGAAGAAUGUGAGAUUACAAAUAUUAACGAAAUACAAACGGAGGCUCUUAAACGAGUUGAGAGCAAUCAGAAAAACUGUGAUUUGAACACAAAUUCAUCGACACAAGGUGUUGAUGGUACUGAGGCCCUCUCCGAGGAAGGUGACAAUGUUGAUGAAACUACGUCUCACAAUCCUAGAGAUGUGGAUGACAAGAGGAAAAGUGCAUCUGGAGCGACAAACAAUCCUGUGGAAAUAGAAAAGAGCAGUAAUGGUGUAGUACCACUCUAGCAACUGACUAAAGAAUCUGGUAAUCAGCAAGAUAACUAGAUACGAAAGAGGAUAGUCAAAAGAUUCAACAAGAAACAAGAUGAGUUAACUUAUUGUUAAAACAUUUAACAUUUCAAGAGUGAUCAGUAUUCAUUGGACAGUCCAGUAAUCAAGUAUAAUAUUUAAAUCAAAGCAACCUGAAUAUUUUGGCUCUGUUUUACUGCUGCUACAAUGUUCAGCCAUAUUAAUUCAGUACCGUCCAUCUCACACUAAAGAGCCUACUCGAAAGAAAUCACUCAUCAGCUUUUUUUUUUUUAAUAGUCUAUAUAAGUCAGCACUUUUGCAUUAUUCCAAAACCUUAUCAGCAGCGUGACGAAUAAGCAACAUGACAGCACACGGCUUAACUUGGAAAAUGACAGAUCUGCUAUCAUAAAUAAAUAUUAUUCCAUUAUCGUUUUCUUUCUCAAACGUCAUUUUUCAAGACUUCUAUCGUCACUUCAUUAUAACUAUUAUUUUUUGCUCGCCAAACCUCGAAAGUCCAAUACUUGUCGCAUACUGACGUAUAUGAAAUUGACAUUAUUGACACAAUUAAUCGUUUUUCGGCCUAACAAAAGUCCACUCACAAUUGUUCGACGGUUCUCGAUUAUUUAAUAUCGUGAAACGGUGGGAUUGGAAAUAUGCAAAACUGCUCUUGACCAACGUUGCCUCAGAGUUCGGCAUUCUCGCAAUACGAGUAAAAUAUGUAAACGAGUCUGAUUCCGAAUACCUCGGGCCCCUUUAAGUGUUAACACCAAUGAUCGAUUAUCUACGAUUUACAAAAGUACAAAACGAGACCACAUGUAUCUAAUCCUGCAGCAUACAGAUAACAUAUUUUAGUAAUAACGAGAAAAAAAAUCCAUUAAACGACGCGACGUGUGUACAAGCGAAGCUCAAUUUCAAUGGCGAAAAGCGACGCGCUGUCUUCCUUCGCGAUACGAGCGACGGAAGAAUGAAAAAAAAAAGAAAAAAAAAUCGUUACGCAGAUAAAGAAAAGAAAAACUAUUAAGGAAACAAAAGAAAAAGAAGAAUCGAAUUCUCGCUAAGUAUAUUGUAAUUGUUGUCCCUUAAAUGUUUAAACUACUGUAUAACCGUGUAUUUCCCUGCAAUAGGCUUUUCGCGAACGGUAUUAAACGAAAAAUCCAAUACGCCACGUAAUUUGCAGAUCUUCGAAAAUACCCAGUAAACUGAAGUCCACGCUGAUUAUUCGACACGAAGCAAGGAUCAUUAAUUCCCUCGCAAUACGUAUUCGAGUGUGGUAGCGCGUGUGCGUAGCAUUGCCCAAAAAAAAGUGUUACGUUGCGUUUCUUCAGAGUUUAUAAUGAACAGUGUCCAACAGCGAGACAAACAUUAGUAGUGUGCUUGAUGAAAGAGUAUUGAAGUAAAAGCGUGAAAACUAUGAGGGACGAUACCAAAAGUAUAAUGAGAAGACCUAUUGUAUCAGCUGUCCAAUUAUAGGAGCACACAAGGAUCGAGCGUGCAUAUGUUUAUUAAGAUAUUGUUUCGUCGAUCGUAACCGUAGCUAUAACUUACCAAAGGAAACCUAAAUCCGAUCGAAGUUAUAUUGAUGGUAGAAAGGAAUACAAGGAUGAAAAGAAAAUUCUGGAUAAAAGAGAGAUAGAAGUUCUGAUGCAACGCCUCGAAAACGUCUGCUUAUCCAAGAUGGCGCGACAAGAUUUAUUGAUGCUCGUCGCAUUUGACGAAGUUGUGUAUGUAAAUAAAAACAAGUGUAGAAUCCCAGGACGCAACGGAGAUAAGAAUGAGCACGGUCACGAAUAAACAAAUAGAUUAAUAAAUUAAUGUAAAAGGAGCCAGAAAGAUGCUCCAACAAAGAAUUGAAUUCACUUGUCGUUAGUCUAGAUUCCGAGUUGAUUAUUCCGUCUUCUAUGUGUCUCCUGUGUUUUAUUCCGAAAAACGUUCAAUUUUUUCGGCUGCGAAUUUAAAGCCCCGCACGGUUUGUAUUUUAUUAAAUAUUUGUAUUCGUGCCGUUUAGAUUACCGUGAGAAAGCGGAGAUCUUCCAUUUCUAAAUGCGUCGGCCAUCAUCGUCAUUGUUCGGACACGAUCGACGCUGUAUUUGGCGCUCGGCGGGAAACACGAAAAAUCACAGGUACAUUUGUAUCCGUUUUAUACGGAAAUUACAAAGUAAAAACGAAAACACGUAGACAUUUUUUAGUAUCGACAAAAAACUUACUUUCUUGCUGCUCCCUGUAAUUCUAUGCCAAUCAUUUUUAGUAACUUGUUCGCUUCCCGUUUUAAAUGUGAAACCGAUCGGGCGCCAACUCCACGCAUAAUCGUGGUCUAGAAAUUAAAUAAUAUACCUACUGGUAACAAUGUUUAGUGUGAAUGAGCGUUCCUGACUCCUUAGUUUGUAAUAUACGAGGACUUACGUGUAUGAUAGAAGAAACGAAAAUCGAGCGAGCCCUACGUGAUAUACGUAAGAGGGAAUCUGCUUGUCUCUAAAUGUGAUGUAUUUAUUAUGUAUGAGGUUAUUAUUAUUAAUAUUAUUAAUUAUUAUAUAAUAGAGAUUUAUUAUAAUUAUUAUUCUCAAAGUUUCUAGAGCAUAUUAGGUAUUCUUAUGUAAGUAGCGUACAGAUGCAAGUUAUUAUUGUACAUUACUUAAAUAAAGGUAAUACUUAAUAUAAUUUAAA